AUGACGACAACAACAGCAACACCUAGUCGUAGUGUCGUGGAAGCCAGACUUCGAGGUGCUCUUUGGAGUUUCUUUAGUGGCGAUGCUCUGGCGGCUCCCACGCAUUGGUACUAUGGGGGAUUCCAGCAAGUCCAAAUGGACUAUGGACCCAACGGCAUCACCACGUACACAAAACCGAAAAUGGAAUUGAGAGGAUCCAUUCUCAAUAAGAGCGAUGUCAAUGGUGGAGGAAGAAGUAGCAGUAGUAGUAGCAGUGGCAAGUGGAGUCUAUUUGGAUCGUCAUCCGACAAAAACAACAAAAAGGAACAAAUUACUAUUAUCGGAGAUGUCAUUAAUCACGGAAAGAAACCCUACUGGGACAAGCACAAAUCCAUUCACUACCAUGCCACCUUGCAACGCGGCGAAAACACCCUCGAAGCACAAUUGGCACGAGUACUCAUGAAAACCAUUGUACAAAAUGACGGACGCUUCAAUGCCGAUGCCUUUCGGGACGCCUACGUCACGUUCCUGCAAACACCGGGGAGUCACAAUGAUACCUACGCAUCCACAUGUCAUCGCAUGUUCUUUUCCAAUCUCGUCUUUUCCAAACUGCCACCCGAGAAAUGUCCCGACAAUGACGGACACAAUGUCGAUACCAUUGAUGGAUUGAUCCUACCGACCAUUGCCGUAUUGGCCACAGCGGCUGCGUCCCAGCAACCCGACAGGGUGGAAACUGUGGCCGCCCAAUGCGCUGCCGUCACACGCCAAUCGGCAGUGUUGGAACAAUCCAGUCGAAUUUGGAGUCGAUUGGUGACAGCCUCGUUGCUCGAAGAGGACGAUGCCGCCGUCGUACAACAGAUGAACGAUUGCAGUCAAAGCUGGGGACACCGACGACCUCCCAGUGCCAACGCCCCCGAUCAAAUGACUGCCUGUUACUUGAGUCAAUCCGUUCCGGCCUUGUUGAACAUGAUUGCCAAGUACAUGCCAAAGAAUGAUGGACGGACUGGUGUUUGGAACGCCCUCUUGUCCAAUGCCAACAUCGGAGGUGAAAAUGUGCAUCGUGGAUCGAUUCUAGGAGCCGUGCUGGGAGCUCGAGCCACAUACGAUAAUCUGCCCACGGAACUGGUCCAAGGAUUGCACGACAAGGAACAGUUGGAACGAGAAAUUGAGGACUUUGUACAGGCAGUCAUGAAAAACUAA
Seminavis robusta is the source of this 1179-nucleotide messenger RNA. The record is from the annotation of a GenBank genome assembly. NCBI's taxonomy places the organism in Eukaryota, Bacillariophyta, Bacillariophyceae, Naviculales, Naviculaceae.